UCUUUUCCACGUGCAUUUGAGCGUACCGAAACACGCGUUAUUCAGAAUUUCCCGGUUAUAAUAGUGAAAUAAACCAAAAAAAAUGGCACAAAAGAAACUUAGUACCAAGAAAGCUGCUGUCAAUAACAAGCGUGGGCCAAAAUCAAAGAAGGUUGAGGAAGAGAAGCCCGAAGUGGAAGUAGAGGCCAACGAAGAAGACUCUGAUGCCGAAGAGGAGCAGAAUGGAGUAAACUCUGACGAUGACAGCGAUGCUGAGGCUAAUGAAGCAGCAGAUUUGGUAGACUCUGAGGCUGAGGAAGCAGAAGAUGAUGAUGAUGAUGAUGAAGAUGAAGGUGAGGAUGACGAGGAUGAGGACCAGGACCAGGAAGAUGAGGAUGAAGACGAGAAUGAAGUCGAGCCAGGCGAAAUAUCAAAGGUCUCGAAAUCAGCCGCCGAAUCUGAUGAUGAUAACAACGUUCAGGAAUCCGAUUCUGACGAUGAGCCCGACGAAGAGCCAAUUAACAGCGAUAAGAAAAAAGCAAUUGGAUCCAAGAAAACUGGAAUCCCAAAAAUUACCGUCGGUCGCAUUCCACCCGGAACACCCACUGAACAAAUUCUCUUUGUUCGCGGACUCCCAACUGGAUACAAGCACAUUGACUUUAUCGAACUGUUUGCCAAAUUCGGUCCGAUUGCUGUUAUUAAUAGGAUCAAGACAAAAGCUGGCGGCAACAACGUCGCCAUUGCUUUUGAGUCUGCCGAAUCUGUUCAGGCCGCUCUUGCUGCCAAGGAGAAGGCAUUGACGCUCAAUGGCCAAGUCUUGACUGUGUCUCAAGCGUUGAAAAAGAGCGAGCUCAACGAGCGCACGGUUGUCGUAGGAUUGAUUGGGACUAAUACCACGAGGGAACAACUUAUUGAACACUUCCAGGGCUGCGGCGAAAUUGAAACUGUUAACUUCUCCCAUAAUCGCGCUAUGCCCACCGCAUAUGUGCGUUUCGCAUCGGUCAGCUCCAUGCCGAAAGCCCUGAAACUUCAGGGCAGCAAAUUGAACAAUCGUUUCAUAACAGUUCGUGAGGAGGCAUACAAAAAUAAAAGUAUAAAAAGUCCAGCAUGCACAUUAACCGUUAUGAAUACUGGCCAUCAUGAAUCCUACAAAACCGAUUCCAUCGAGAAGAUCUUCAAGAAGCACGGCGAUGUUGUCGACGUUGAUACGGUAUGCACGCGUUCAAUUCUGGCUUUUGUUACAUAUAAGACAGCCGAGCAGGCCGAAAAGGCGAUGAAGAAUCUAAAUGGCAAAAAAGUGAACGAUCUGGAUAUUAAAUUGGAGUCCUUCCAAUACAGCUCCUCGCCCCGUUCAAUUGUUGUGACAAAUUUGGCUCCAAGUGUCGAAGAGCAGCACCUAAAUGAAAUCUUCAAAGAAGCUGGAGAAAUCGAGAGCAUCAAAAUGCUGCCCUACAAGGCAGUAAUUAAAUUCAGUAGUGAUGAAGGCUACUGCAAAUCCUUCCUGUUUAACGAGCGAACAGUGCAGGGCCAACCAAUUUUCUUGGAGCCGAAUUCAAUGCUAAAGAUGAAAUUGCUCAAGAAGAAGUUCCAAGGAAAGCCCGGUUUUAACAGUAACAAUAGCCCUACAUACCAGAAGAAGCCUUUUAACAAACGCCCAGCACAGGAUAAUGGUGCCCCGCCAAAACGUUUCAAGAAGGCCCGGAACUUUUAAUAUGUGCUUAACCGUCUAGCAUCCCUAGUCUUAAGUUUGAUUGAUUCUAGUUUUAUAAGCCGACAAUACUAGGAGGUGUCUGCGCCGCCUAUUCAAGAUUUGUGUUUCUGAAUACUUUAUGACAUGCCAAUAAUGUCGAGUAUAGCUAAUUUUUAAUA
Messenger RNA from Drosophila navojoa, 1848 nucleotides. It is a transcript of the gene mod, whose product is annotated as modulo. Gene Ontology annotation, molecular function: RNA binding. Lineage: Eukaryota; Metazoa; Arthropoda; Insecta; Diptera; Drosophilidae. The record is from RefSeq and is a predicted model, not a curated record.